Molecule: messenger RNA, 1653 nt
Organism: Torulaspora delbrueckii
Lineage: Eukaryota; Fungi; Ascomycota; Saccharomycetes; Saccharomycetales; Saccharomycetaceae
Gene: MTG2
Product: putative GTPase MTG2
Exons: 1
Coding region: 1-1653 (550 amino acids)
Cellular component (GO): mitochondrion
Molecular function (GO): GTP binding; GTPase activity
Source: RefSeq, a predicted model, not a curated record
AUGAAAAGAGGACUUUCCUUACGUUUGAACUGCUCCGGCAUUUGUGGAAGACGAUUGCUUAGCCAAAAAUCAAUCAAUGCCCCAGACAAUGCUCCUCGAGCUGCAGAUAACGAACAGUGGCUUGAUCAAUUGAGGCGGACAAGAAGAGGCCCCAAUCCAGCAUUUAGCUCAACUCAAUCGAAUGAUCCACUACCAGAUAGAGUGAAGAAGCAGAAUUCAAAUCGAUUUCCAGUGGAAAUACUCUCUAGCCCCCCGGAUACUCAGUAUAUUGAAGUGGAAGCAGCGUUAGCUAACUUCACGUCGAUCAAGUAUCUACAACAUUUCGACAGACAUAAGCAUAGACAAGGUAACUUCGUGGAUGUUCGAAUUAUCAAAUGCCGUAGCGGAAAUGGAGGUGAUGGUGUAGUGUCGUUCUUUAGGGAUGCGGGCAGAUCAAUUGGUCCACCAGAUGGUGGUGACGGAGGCGAUGGGGGAAGUGUCUACGUACUAGCUGUCGAGGGUCUUAACUCCCUGUCAAAACUGAGGACAACUUAUAUAGCCAGUGAAGGUUCCAAUGGUGCUUCUGAUCAAUUGGACGGUGCAAGAGGUAAGGAUAUUUUGAUUACUGUACCAGUGGGAACUGUAAUACGUUGGUGCAUGGAUCCAAAGUUGACUCGAGAGUUUGUUCAUAAGAAGCUUAAAGACCAAAACGAGGGUUCUCUUCGAGCCAUUCUCAAUGAUAACAAGGUAAGAUUGGACUGCACAGGGAAAUAUGAGCUUGAUACUCACCCAAAGAACAUACAGUUGUUUAGAGAUGCAUACAAACCAGGGGAAGGUUGGCUAUUCAAGGGUAAACAUGAAGAGUAUCAUAAGGAUAAAGAUUGGUUUAUUGAUCUGAGCAAGAAAGUUGAAUCCUACGAUCUUAACUUGUAUGACACAGAGCUCAGGGAGGAUAAAUUUCCGCUUUUUGGUCUUGAUCUUAAUAAACCUACAGAUAAGCCCAUAUGUCUCCUCAAGGGGGGGAAGGGUGGUCUUGGAAAUAUGCAUUUUUUGACCAAUCUAAUCAGGAAUCCAAGAUUUGCCAAGUCUGGAAGAAAAGGUUUGGAGCAAUACCUUAUGUUUGAGCUGAAGAGCAUCGCAGACCUUGGUCUUGUUGGGCUACCGAAUGCCGGUAAAUCUACAAUCCUGAACAGAAUAUCCAACGCUAAACCAAGAAUAGGCCAUUGGGAAUUCACUACCCUGUCACCAACUAUCGGCACCAUUGAUUUGAAUGUUGGUGAAUCUUCAUUCACUGUGGCAGACAUUCCGGGUAUUGUGAAAGAUGCCUCUCAUGACCGCGGGAUGGGACUGGAGUUCCUAAGACAUAUCGAGCGUUCAAAAGGGUGGGUUUUUGUUGUCAGUAUCGCCAAUGAUGAUCCAAUGGCGGAUUUGCAGAUCUUGAUCAAUGAAUUAGGUGGUUUGGAAAAAGUUAAGGCUAAGAACGUCCUAGUUGUUUGUAACAAGGCCGACAUCGAUUGCAACAAAGAGGAACCGAUCUUGAAGUUCCAAAAGGUCAAAGAGUUCUGCUCAGAACACAAUUGGGAUGUUCUACCUAUGAGUGCACUCAAGGGAGAAAACGUAGAUAUUCUUGUUCAGAAGAUGGCCAAAUGUGCCGAGGCGGUAAGACUUUCCUGA